Molecule: messenger RNA, 2406 nt
Organism: Perkinsus marinus ATCC 50983
Lineage: Eukaryota; Perkinsozoa; Perkinsida; Perkinsidae
Product: Long-chain-fatty-acid--CoA ligase, putative
Exons: 9
Coding region: 27-2078 (683 amino acids)
Cellular component (GO): endoplasmic reticulum; membrane
Molecular function (GO): long-chain fatty acid-CoA ligase activity
Source: RefSeq, a predicted model, not a curated record
UCUAGUCUUUCCUGUUUUCCCUCGUCAUGGACUCUCCAUCCUCUCCCUACACAUACGAGGUUCCCAACACCGCCAUACCAGGGGUCAGUGGCCCUAUAUACCGGCACCCUCAGUUUGCAGAUAGACUCCUUAGUCGAUUACAAGGGGACGAAGCCUUGGCCACCAGCUUUGACGUUUUCCGCGAUGCCGCUGAGAAGUAUGCCGAUCAGCCCUGCCACGGGACUCGUCCUAGAUUGGAUGAUGGUUCGGUUGGCCCUUAUGAGUGGCAGACGUAUAAAGAGGUUUAUGAUCGAAUACUCAAUUUCGGUAGAGGAUUGGAGCAUCUCAAUCUACUAUCCAAAUCUGGGGAUGGCUCGAUGAGAGUAAUUGGUAUCUACAUGAAGAACAGAUCCGAAUGGAUCAUCGCUGAGCAAGGAGCAUUCACUAGGAGGGCUACGACGGUACCCCUUUAUGAUACCCUCGGCGAGGAUGCUGUCAGCUACGUUAUAAAUCAAACACAAGUUCGCACUGUAGUCUGCAGCUCUACCGAAGUCUCCAGUCUACUUCAAUGCAAAGACACCUGUCCUUCUCUAGAGUGCAUCAUCUGUCUUGACCCUCCUCAAGCCCUAUAUAAAACCUGCGAGGAGGCCCACGUGCAGCUUGUAGACUUCUGCCAUGUCGAAGCCUGUGGAGCUGAAGUCUCAUACGAGCCCUUGGUCGGCGAGGGGUCAGACGUGGGGACAUUUUGCUAUACGAGUGGUACUACAGGUGCUCCCAAGGGGGCCCUUCUUAGUCAAGCUGGGAUGCUAGCCAAUGUGGCGGGCCUCACAGAACUGGUCACGUCGGACAGUCCUUUGCUGAAGUUCGGCGCCGACAAGGAGGAGGAGGCGUACCUCAGCUACCUCCCUCUUGCCCAUGUCAUGGAGCGCCUCGUACAAACCAUGAUGUACCACUUUGGGGCGGCUGUUGGGUUCUCAAGAGGCGACCCUAGGAAAAUCAUGGAGGAUGUGGCGGCGUUGAGGCCGACGCUAUUCGUCUGUGUUCCUCGUAUUCUCAAUCGCCUCUACGAUGGUGUGAUCGGCACUGUUCGUAAGGCUGGUGGGAUGAAGGAGUCUUUAUUCUACCAAGCUGUUGAAGAUAAGAAAGCGGGCCUGCGAAAAGGCCUCCUCAAACACGACCAUUGGGAUGCUAUGAUCUUCGAUGAUAUGAAGAGAAAACUAGGCUUGGAUCGGGCUCGUUUUGUCGCCACUGGUAGUGCUCCUGUCGCCUCCCACGUGCUCACCUUCAUGAGGGUUCUCCUGGGCUGUCCGGUUGUGGAAGGCUAUGGUCAAACGGAGGCAACCUGUGCAGUGAGCUAUGCACAUAUUGACGACUUCACGGUGGGACAUGUUGGGCUUCCUAUUGGCUGCCUUGAAGUCAAACUAAUGGAUGUUGGCUCUAUGGGGUAUCUCUCUACUGACACCAUCCAUGCGUGUAAGGGACGAGGUGAAAUUUGCUAUAGAGGCCCUUCCACAUUUUUGGGGUAUUACAAUAUGCCCGAGAAGACCAGGGAGACCAUCGAUUCGGAUGGUUGGGUCCACAGUGGAGAUAUCGGGAUUUGGCUCACCAGUGGUCAGUUGAAAAUCAUCGACAGGAAAAAGAGUAUAUUCAAACUCAGUCAAGGAGAAUACAUAGCUCCUGAUAAGAUCGAGAACGUCGUCACUCAGUCGCCGUUAGUGGCACAAGCCUUCGUGUAUGGUAACAGUUUCCAGUCGCGACUGGUUGCUGUUGUAGUGCCGGACUUCGAGCGCUUGCUGGAACAUUUCCCGAGCACUGCUGAUGGCAUUGAGAAUACGAAGGCUCUGUGUGAGAGCGACGCCGUUCGAAUUCUAGUCUUAAGAAGCAUCCAAGAGUUCAGCGAUAAAAAUAAACUGCGUGGUUUCGAGAAGGUAAAAGCUGUCCAUCUGAGUCCCGUCCCCUUCACUGCUGAGAAUGGUCUCUUGACUCCGUCAUUCAAGUUGAAGAGAGAUGUGGCUUUGAAGACCUUCCAGAAGGAUAUUGACAUGCUUUAUGAAAACAUCGGGGAUAAGAUGGCUGUUGCUCCCCGUACUGAACAAUAAUCCCGUGAACCACACAGGCCUGUUUCGUUUUACUGUUACUUUCUGUUCCUCUCGGUCUGUGUGCUGAGCCUUUGAUGAGAGAGUAGCUGUUUGUCACCAAUUUUGGCUUCCAUCACAAUAGUCGUGACGCUGGGGAAUCCCAGAAAAGACCACUUCAGCAGGUCUACCGUCAUGAUACCUUUGUUGAUGGUUUCUGUCUAGUAUUGUCUCUUUCUCGUCAUCGUAAAACAACUUUCAUAUCCAUACCUCGUACUUCACGUUUGAAGAGUUGACAGCUGUUUUCUGAUCCGACGUAAUACACUCAGAUGGUAAUAAUGUUUGUCUCCUG